Papaver somniferum (opium poppy) is the source of this 3019-nucleotide messenger RNA. RefSeq names its product replication protein A 70 kDa DNA-binding subunit A-like. Lineage: Eukaryota; Viridiplantae; Streptophyta; Magnoliopsida; Ranunculales; Papaveraceae. Bases 1755 to 2507 code for a protein of 250 amino acids. Gene Ontology annotation, cellular component: nucleus. Gene Ontology annotation, molecular function: DNA binding. The transcript is spliced from 4 exons. The record is from RefSeq and is a predicted model, not a curated record. Gene Ontology annotation, biological process: DNA replication.
CUUUUCAGUUCUCUUCUCUUCUUUUCAUUUUUUUUUUCUUUUUACAGUAUUUGCUUAAUCAUGACCAAAUAUCUAAUUUUCUUAGAGAUUAAGAAAAAAAAUAAAUCGUACUUCGUAUUUUUUGUACUAGAGUUUUUCUAAAUAUUCUAUAAACGCGUUAAUUAUUGAUUAAUUAGAUGAUUUGUGAUUACAAUUAUUGCCCAUUUUAGUAGAAGCAUCUGAAAAAUUAGACGUUUUCUCAUGAAUAUUAUUGAUAUUAACUUCUUGUAACAGAAAAGGCACAUUAAAUUUUGACUUCAAAUUCGAAUAUCAUUGAUUUUAGAUCCUAACUUAGCUGUAUAAACCUGCAAAAAUCAUGAAAAUCUUUUUUGAUCAGUGGGCCACAUGAGCUUAUGCCAAGUGUCACUAUGCACCAUAUACUCCUAAAACUUAGGACACGUAUUUUUAGAAAAGGAAACCAUUUUUUUUUUUUUUUCAAGGAUACAUUCACCGAAAUUCCGAAUAUGAGGGUGGAGACAAUGUGCCUAGCAGCAUAGGUCGACGAACAAAAUAUUUGUAGAGAUAAAAAUUAAAGGCAAACAUGCCAUGAAAGCCGCUAGGAAUAAAUUCUGUUCUGUUAUAGACUUUAUGGUUGAUGGCGUAGUGUCAUAAAUCAAGCAGUAAAAACCAUUAAUUCACUCGUAUGUUGAGUUAAAACCAAUAAAAGUGAUGUUCUGUAGUCCUAUUAUGCCGGAUGAUGGCAUUUAUAACUGAGAUCCUAAUUACUUGGAUUUCUAGGCUCACGAAAUCUUUGUUGGUUGGCAUGAUAAGAAAUCUCGUUGGCAUUUCCUGCGAUAUACCAAGAUAAAAAUAUCCUAAAAGAUCUUCUCUGUUUUGGCCGGAAUUUAAAAAGCCAGUUUAAUCACUGAUAUAUCCGGUUACCACACUAGACAGCAGUAGCCGUAUGUCUGCAUGUAUGAAAUGAAAAUUAUGUUGGUCUGCGAUGCACCUGUAAAAUGGAAUUUAUCCCACUAUGUAGGUGGCCAGCAGACUAGCAGAGAGUAGCAAUUUCUAGGUGGUCAAGGGAGCCAAAAAAGGACUGCACCCAUUAAGCUUCUCCAAUCCAUGAACCUAAAAAUCCAUAGUAGUAGUUUUAGCGACGCCAAGAAAAAAAAAAUCUUUGAUAUGUCACUACGCUCUUAAGAAUCAUUUACAAUACGAGUGAAGUUGGUUUUUUUCUGAAGCAUGAGUGAAGAUUGUGAUUAUUUCCAUGUUAUGAUUUUUCUUUUCAUAUUAGAAAAUUAAAAUGCUACUGAGAAUAUGUUAUGACUUUCUUUCUCAACUAUGAUCAUACACUGUGUUAAAUAGUACCACAUCGCCUAGGGCAAUCUAGGAUCCAUGCUUAAUAAGCCAUGGGCAACCCUAACAUUUCAAGCCGGUUUUCAAGGUUAGUUAGGCCCGGGAAUUUCUAACAUGGUAUCAGAGCCAGGCCCCUCUCAACCCACCCAGGUCCAUUCGUGUGUCCAUGGUUUCCGUAUCACCCAUCAGUAUAGCCCAGUCAGCGGCUUUCGUAUCAUACCCGUCAGUGUAGCCCAGUCAGCGGCUGUCAUACCCAUCAGUUCAGUGUAGCCCUAAUCGUUGGGGGUGUUAAAUAAUACCACAUCGCCUAGGGCAACCUAGGAUCCAUGCUUCAUAAGCCAUGGGCAACCCUAACCUUGCAAGCCGGUUUUCGAGGUUAGGCCAGGAGAUUUCUAACACACUGGACUAUUAUAGUGAUGAAAAUGGUGGUUCUAAAGUAUGAUGGUUUCCCUACAUCAAUAAACAAAGAUAGUACCACAAAUGGAAUACCUCAUUCUUGCAACAAUGGAACCACAGUUAACAGUGGCCUUACACUUCCAAUCCAAACCAAUUGUCUGCCAUCUUCAACAGGAGAACCCAAGAUGGAGCAGCCAGCUACAAAUAACGAUUCUCUCGAGUCAAAUGAUGAUAAUUACAUGUUUGUCAAUGAUCCAAUUUCUGAGGCCAAAGAAAAUAUUCUAACAACGGGAGCUAUCUCGAAGAUUGCUAAAGGACAGAAGGAAAGAAAUCUCAUUGUUCAGGUUGUUCAUUCUUUUCAAAGUAUUGAAGAGAACCAAUUCAUGUUCAUUUCAGAUGGAUUACAUAUGCAGAUAGCAAUACUUGCUCAAUCUCUAAAUCAUCUUAUUUUAUCUGGUAAACUGAAGACGGGAAGUGUUGUUCAAUUAGUCGAAUAUAUUUGCCCUACUGCUCAUAAUGGAAUGCAAAUGAUUGUGGUAAGCAUGGAGGUAAAGAUUUUUGAAAAUGAAUUCAUUGGUGAACCAAAGCUUUAUGUGGAGCCUGCACCAAAUCUGGAUGAUGGGAAGAAAGAACACUUGACUGAAGAUAAGGACACAUCUUUUUUUAUGCAUCAAUCUCAUCUAUUAGGAAAUCAUCAGGAUCUAUAUCUUGCUAAUAAAAACAAUACAGCAAUCAGAGGAGAUAUCGUGCCGUUAGCCCAACCUAGCAUAUGAGUGUUGAUGCCACAGCAUUGCUGGGAGAGGUCGAGAUGCUUCGGUUAGAGAUCAAUCGUCUACAUUUAGAGAAGAGAAAUGAGCAGGAAAAGCAUGAAGGUGAAGUUUUGCGUUUGAAACUAGAGAUGCAAAAUGAGCAGAAGAAACACGGUGAUCAAAUUUCGCAGCUUAAAUCAGAGAUAGUGCAGCAAUAUAGGCAAACAGAAAAUCAGAUUAAGGUCAUGAAGAAGGAACUUGAAGCUGUGAAAAGAAUGACGGAAAAUAAGGAAGAAAAAGAUGCUGACACAAAAAGAGAUGAUGAAUAUGAUGAUGAGUCGGGAACAAACUUUGACAAACUGGAUCAAGAGCUUGAGAGGAUUUGGCUUUAAGAACAUUAUACAAAAGAAGAUAGAGUAAGAUUAUUUUUUUUUGGUUCUUUGACAUAUCAUCACAUAUGCUGUGUUUGUUGACAGAAACUUGUUUUGAUAGACUUAGAAUGUAGAAAUGCGGCCAAAUGGCUCUCCAGGCAUUGA